Molecule: messenger RNA, 1290 nt
Organism: Penicillium arizonense
Lineage: Eukaryota; Fungi; Ascomycota; Eurotiomycetes; Eurotiales; Aspergillaceae
Exons: 3
Coding region: 1-1290 (429 amino acids)
Source: RefSeq, a predicted model, not a curated record
AUGACUGAACCCAUCGGGCUGGCCUCCGGAAUCCUUGCUCUGGCGUCGUUCGCGUUUCAAUGCAGCGUCUCGCUUUAUGAGACAGUGGACAGUUUCCGUUCGCAUCCAAAGCGUGUGCGCGACCUUCUCGGCGAGCUAGAAGCUUUAAGUGCCGUGCUGGCUCCACUCGUCGACCUGGUGCAAUCGACCUCUGAAGUCGAUCUCUCGGUCCUCGAUCUGCCACUAUUGCGAUGCGGCAAUGCCUGCAAAGAGUUUCAGCAAGAGUUACUCCGAUGCGCGUCCCGAUCGGACAGUAAUCGGACAAGCUUCCGCGGCUGGGCCAGGCUGACGUACAUGGGUGAUAAUAUUGACGAUUUUCGCGACUUGCUGGCAGGAUAUAAGGCCACGAUCAAUAUUGCUUUGACCGAUGCAACUCUACGCCAAUCUACAGUCGCUGUUGAAAGCAUCGGGGACUACGAGGGUCUCAUCCAAGAUGCAAAGGAGGACCUGGGAGCCCGACUCGAAAGUAUUGAUAGAAAGUUGGAGCAACUGGCUGAGAAGGAUGUGGCCCAGUCCGGACCAGAUGCGGCCGAGCUGCACUCGCUGAGAGAGGAGCGCCUGAGUACAGAGAAGUGCCUUCAGAUUUGCGCCCAGUUAUCGAGCCACAUUGAUCAGAUUCAGCUGAUAUCCGACGAGGCGGGCCCGUCUCGGGGAUCAAUCGGAGCUGAUGCGUCGCCCGAAACGGUCACAAACGAAGGUCUACAAGAAUGCAAAAACAGCUUGACUGUGACGGCUGCCAAGUUGGAAAAGCAUAUGCGAGAUAUUAUGGAUCGGCUACUCGCGAAAUCCAAGACUGCAGUCUCUUCUGACGAAGAUGCUCAAGAUCUGUCGAGGCUGCGCGACGAGUGGGAAACCGCUCGGCAGUGCUUGGAUAUUUGCUCACGGGCGGAUAGCCACUUAAAGGAGAACGUCAGCGUUAUUGAGAAUUAUGGCACAGGCGACGUUCUGCAGUUUAUGGUCUCCGCGAACGGGAAGGUUCUUCAUGGAAAGAACCGGGGUUUGGGUUGGAGGAACAGGCAAGUGGGAGGCUACGUAAGCAACGAGUCAAUCCAACAGCUAUCGCGAGACUUUGCAUCUAUGCACACCAGUCACUUGAGGAGUGAAGAACCCAUCUCAAAAGAUGGCGCCACGCCAAGCACAGGCGAUGCGGUGAAAAGUGAGAUGACGGCCGAAUUCAAGGAACGAUACGGGCGAGGCUUCACUCUCAGACCAGCGCGGACGCCAGACGCACAGCCGGCUUCACCCAUUUGA